AUUCCGAUCUAUUUCCUCUCUCCCCUCUUUUUGUUCUACUGUAAACCCGUCUUGUCUAUUGUAAGGAAGUACGACAAGAGAUUCAAAAUGCUGAGCCGCUGUGGUCGCCAGGCUUUGCGAUUGGUCCCGCGCCCGGGAAGCUCUUCCAGAGCUAUCGCCAUCACUACUCAACUCCGACCGGCUGCUCCCUGGUGCGUCUCCAGCUCAAUCUCUCAGAGCCGGAGUGUGUCAUCCUCCAGUCGCGAUGGGCAGCAACAUUAGUACUCAUGUGUAUUUGCAGGAGAAAAAACGUCAAAAGCACUUCAUCAACCUGAUCCCUUCAGAGAACUUCACUUCACAAGCGGUCCUUGAUGCUCUCGGCAGUGUGAUGCAAAACAAGUACUCAGAGGGUUAUCCCGGUGCUAGAUACUACGGAGGCAAUGAACAUAUCGAUGAGUCGGAGAGGUUAUGUCAACAGCGUGCGCUGGAAACUUUUCGACUAAAUCCGGAAGAAUGGGGUGUGAAUGUCCAACCACUUUCCGGCUCCCCCGCCAACUUGUACGCCAUAUCCGCCCUUCUCAACACGCAUGACCGCCUGAUGGGCCUGGACUUGCCUCAUGGUGGUCACUUGUCACAUGGUUAUCAGACUCCCACUAAGAAGAUCUCUUUCAUCUCGAAAUACUUUGAGACCCUUCCUUACCGCCUUGACGAGUCCACUGGUCUCAUUGAUUACGACGCCCUCGAGAAGCAGGCGUUGCUCUAUCGUCCCAAGCUCAUUAUUGCCGGUACUUCAGCCUAUAGUCGAUUGAUCGACUACCCUCGGAUGCGCCAGAUCGCAGACGCAGCUGGUGCAUACCUUCUCAGUGACAUGGCCCACAUAUCCGGACUGGUUGCUGCGGAUGUACUUCCCUCGCCUUUCAGUCAUUCCGAUGUGGUAACAACGACUACUCACAAGUCCCUGCGUGGGCCCCGUGGUGCCAUGAUCUUCUACCGCAAGGGUAUCCGCCGGACGGACAAGAAGGGCAAUCAGGAGAUGUAUGACUUGGAGAAUCCUAUCAAUGCCUCCGUCUUCCCGGGCCACCAGGGUGGCCCUCAUAACCACACCAUUACUGCUCUCGCAGUUGCACUGAAGCAGGCUCAAUCAGCCGAGUUCAAGACUUACCAGGAAACCGUUUUAGCCAAUGCUCAGGCACUGGCCGAUCGACUUGGCAGCCCUCUCAGUAACGGGGGUCUGGGAUACAACAUUGUGUCUGGUGGAACGGAUAACCACCUGGUCCUCGUGGAUCUGAAGAACCGUGGCGUUGAUGGAGCCCGUGUUGAACGUGUUCUAGAGCUCUGUGGCGUUGCUAGCAACAAGAACACCGUCCCGGGAGAUCGGUCAGCCUUGAAGCCCGGUGGUCUCCGCUUGGGUACUCCUGCCAUGACUACUCGUGGCUUCCAGCCCGAGGACUUCCGUCGCGUGGCCGAUAUCGUUGACCGCGCGGUCAUCAUCACCCAAAAGCUGGACAAGGCUGCCAAGGAGAGCGCUGCGGCUAAGGGCGUUAAGAACCCCAACACUGUCAAGGCCUUCCUGGAAUAUGUUGGUGAGGGCGAGGAGAUUUCAGAGAUUGUGCUCUUGCGGCAGGAAGUUGAGGACUGGGUGGGAACGUUCAGCCUUCCUUGGAAGGACGAGUAACCGGCUUUACUAUGAAGAACUAUGAAAUAAGGCACUGAUCGGGUCUAAAUCAAUUAUCACGGGAGUUAUAUGAGCAUUAACAUUAACGUUUUCAUUUUGCUAUUUGAUGUGUGUAUGUACCAUGUACCAAUAUUUAUUCAAAGCCUCUUGAAACCUCCAUGGCGGUAUGCUGUAAGAUUGAAUGCAGCGGAAACACUUGCCUGUCGUGGGCAAGGGUCCCGGCUUGGCAGCCGUUGUCUCCCUGUUGAUUUUUAAUAACGUGGAGUUACUUCCGGCCUUGGGUAUGUGCGUAGGAGAGAAUGCAGUGAUGUGAGUAUCCCUGUUAAGCCCAAGCGCUAGCUCGAAGUUUACCGGUAAAACCCAAUUUCUCCG
Messenger RNA from Aspergillus pseudotamarii, 2026 nucleotides. Its product is annotated as serine hydroxymethyltransferase. The record is from RefSeq and is a predicted model, not a curated record. The transcript has 4 exons. The coding region runs from base 245 to 1654 and encodes 469 amino acids. Gene Ontology annotation, molecular function: serine binding; zinc ion binding; glycine hydroxymethyltransferase activity. Gene Ontology annotation, cellular component: cytoplasm. Gene Ontology annotation, biological process: L-serine catabolic process; folic acid metabolic process; tetrahydrofolate interconversion. Lineage: Eukaryota; Fungi; Ascomycota; Eurotiomycetes; Eurotiales; Aspergillaceae.